Molecule: messenger RNA, 1325 nt
Organism: Cannabis sativa
Lineage: Eukaryota; Viridiplantae; Streptophyta; Magnoliopsida; Rosales; Cannabaceae
Product: 1-aminocyclopropane-1-carboxylate oxidase homolog 12
Exons: 3
Coding region: 90-1217 (375 amino acids)
Source: RefSeq, a predicted model, not a curated record
UGAUAAAGAUAGUGAUGUGACAUAAAAGUUUAAGUAUUCCAAACAAAGUUGUUGGUAUCAAAGCUCAAUUGGGAUCAAGAAAAGAAAAAAUGGUGAUAACAAGCUCAUCAAAUUCAGCUAAAUAUGAUAGAGCAAGUGAAGUUAAAGCUUUUGAUGAGACUAAAAAUGGAGUGAAAGGGCUUGUUGAUGCCAAGAUUACUCAAAUUCCUCGCUUUUUUCACAAGUCAAUAUGCGAUGAUAGUCCUAUUUUAAGAGAAUCCCAAUUCAGUAUUCCAAUUAUAGACCUCAAAAAUCUCAAUGGAAAUUCAUUUGAGAGAAGAGUAGAGGUUGUUGAUAAGGUGAGAAAAGCUUGUGAAAAUGGAGGGUUCUUUCAAAUUAUCAACCAUAGCAUUUCGGAAAGUGUUAUGAAAGAAAUGAAAGAUGGUGUUAGAAGAUUUUUUGAGCAAGAGAGUGAGGUGAAGAAAGCUUUUUAUACAAGAGAUUUGAGUAAGCCAUUUGUGUAUAAUUGCAAUAAUAGUUUGUAUUCUUCUCCAUCUGUUGAUUGGAGGGAUACCUUUACUUAUAGAAUGGCUCCUAAUACCCCAAAUCCAGAAGAUUUGCCUCUUGUAUGCAGAGACAUACUUGUGGAGUACUCGAAACAAGUAAUGAAAGUAGGAAUUUUUCUAUUCGAGUUAAUCUCUGAGGCUCUCGGGUUGAAUCAAAAUCACUUCAACAACAUAGAUUGCGCAGAGGGUCAACUACUUUUUUGUCAUUACUAUCCACCAUGUCCGCAACCAGAACUAACUAUGGGAGCAACCAAACAUGCCGAUAUGGACUUCCUCACCGUUUUGCUUCAAGAUGACAUUGGUGGUCUCCAAGUUCUCAUUGACAAUAAAUGGAUCGAUGUUCCACCUCAACCCGGAGCUCUAGUAGUAAACAUUGGAGAUCUUCUUCAGCUUAUAACGAAUGAUAGAUUCAAAAGUGUUGAGCACAGAGUUUUGGCGAGCCAUGUCGGUCCUAGAAUAUCUAUAGCGAGCUUUUUUUGCACCGGUGUGAUCCCAACCUCGAAAAUUUAUGGACCCAUUAAGGAGUUGUUAUCAGAAAAUAACCCCCCAAAGUAUAGAGAAACCACUGUGAAGGAUUAUAUUGCUUAUUUUGGUACAAAAGGCCUUGAUGGGACUAGGCUCUUGGAUCAUUUCAAGCUCAAUCAAAAACAUAAUGAUGAAAUUUUAGACUAAGUGUUGCAACUUUGCUUCUAGGCCAAAAAAAAACAAGAAAUUCAUAACAAAAAGUGUGGUACUCAUCUCCUAUUAUAUUGUUUAUGAAAUUAAUGUGUGCUUUGAUGA